Fusarium venenatum is the source of this 756-nucleotide messenger RNA. Its product is annotated as class I glutamine amidotransferase-like protein. Lineage: Eukaryota; Fungi; Ascomycota; Sordariomycetes; Hypocreales; Nectriaceae. The record is from RefSeq and is a predicted model, not a curated record. Gene Ontology annotation, cellular component: nucleus; cytosol.
AUGACACGAAACCUUCGAAUUGCCGUGUUGGAGUGUGAUACACCUUUUCCUUCCGUCCUUGAAAAGCGUGGACCGUAUGGAGAUGUCUUCCGUACUCUCCUCGAUAAGGGACUCAAGCAUGAGACAUUGGGCGAUAAGGUGAAGGACGUGAACUAUGAGAUUAGUAGAUGGGAUGUCGUCACAGCUCAGGAGUAUCCAGAAAUCGAAGAAGUUGAUGGCUUCUUGUUGACGGGAAGCAAACAUACAUCCUUCGCCGAUGAGCCUUGGAUUCUAAAGCUCGUUGAGUUUGUCCAAAAGAUUUACACAGCUACGGAUAAACCCAUCGUGGGUAUCUGUUUUGGUCAUCAGAUUAUCGCCCGAGCACUAGGCGCAAAGGUCGCUGUCAGCCCAGGCGGUUGGGAAGUCUGCGUUGACAGAAUCAAUCUCAACGAGACUGGUCAAAAACUCUUAGGAGUCGAAUCGCUCGGCCUUCAUCAGAUGCACAGAGACGCAGUCCUCGAGAUCCCAGAAGGUCUCGUCAGUCUGGGCAGCAGCUCCAAGUGUGAGGUACAAGGACUCUACAAGCCUGGUCGUAUCAUGUCAUUCCAGGCCCAUCCCGAGUUUGACGACUUUAUCAUGGAGGAGAUCAUGAAGGCAAGAUAUGAGCAGAAGAUCUUUUCUCAGGAGAUGUAUGAGGAGGGUAUUACGAGGGCGAGGGCGGCGCAUGAUGGAGUUUUGGUGUCGGCCAAGAUUUGGGAGUUUCUACUUGGCAAUUAA